ACAGAAUCUAACUCAGGAAGAUAAAUGCUGAGAUGCCUAAAGCAAGUAGCUUCCUGCUUAGAAUGACAGCUAUCAAAGGGGAUAGGCCAGGGGUAUGAAAAGCAGCUUUUUCCUAAGAUCACUUCACAAGAGUUUGUCCACUUGCUGCACGGGUGCACUCACUGGUGGUGCGGUUCAAAAGCUGUGCCGUGUGGAGAACACGGUUUGUGGAUAACACACAAACCAGGCAGGGAAGAUAUAAGGUGAAAACUUUUCUCCUGGCCCAGUAAAUGUUCUCUGUUAAAACGAGUAAUGUGUUGCACAUAGGUGACUGUUUUCUUAAAGCCUAUUUCAUGAGGUUAUGGCAGACUUGUCUCUGUACAGCACAUCUUGGCCUGGGAAAAGGGAUUGGGCUCUGAUGUUGCACUGGACUCUUCCUGUAAGGGAGCAUAAUGCAGCAAUGGAUGCUCCUGCCUCCAUCGCUCCGGGGUGGUGGCUGCAGACAGGUCAGGCAGGGUCAGGUGGCUGCGCAGAGCAGCUGCUGAGAAUGGUUGCUUGUGUAACCAUUGCUGCACGAGCACUUGCUUCUUUCUGGGACCUGGUUCAGCUUUUCAAGCCUCUUCCGUCAGGUUUUCCUUGACCCUACUCCAACUCAAGCAAAGCAAGUGGCUGGCUAGCAGAGGUCUCUGCGGUAGGAGCAGAGCCAGAUUUGUCCCCAGAAGGUAGUGUGAGCUCGUUGUUAGUGGCGUUUGUUUUCACUUGGCUGCUCCUCUGCAGCACCAAGCAGACUGCUUCCCUUUCUGCUUUGAAAGGCUGGGCCAGCCCUCUCCUCCUUACCGUAGAUUUUGAAAUAGUAUGUUGCCUCCUGUGCCGCAGUCCCCAGUGUCAGGUCACGCUGCUCUUGCCCAUGCUUAAAGGGAUAGAGAUGAACACGUCCCUCCCGCUGUGGCCCUCCUUCCAUCCUUGUCACUCUCCUGUCCCCCAGGUACCCCUCUUUAUACCCUCAGCCUCCUGGCUCUGUAUGUGCCCUGUGUCUCCUCCCCAGUGCUGUGCGGCUGCUGCCGUGUGCCGGGAUGGUGCCCAGGCGAAGGGCGAUAGGUGAGCAGCCGCUACUAAGGGCCAUUUUUCCCGUGAGGCGUUUCCACAGCUGGCGGUGGGGUCAGUAAAUGCUGAAGGCCUAGCAUGGCCAGGAACUACCCUGACAUUAAGCUAUCCGGCGGGGCGCUGCCGCAGGACCCUUUGGUUCGGGCCCCGGGGGCGGGCGCGGGGCGGGGCGGCUCGGCUCGGCUCGGCUCGGCGCUGCUCGGCCCGCCCGCCGCACCGCCAGCGCCGCUCCCGCCGCCGCCGCCUCAUGGAGCCGCACGGGCCCGCCUGUCCCGACAGCGUCCUCUUCGGCUGUGAGCUGAGUGCCAGUACCAAAUCCUACACAUUUCAGGUGGAUGAAGAAGACAACUCUGACCACAUUUUAGCACUGUCUGUGGUCUGCCUCACUGAUGGUGCCAAGGACGAGUGCAACGUGGUGGAAGUCGUUGGGCGAAACCAUGAGAACCAAGAGAUCGCUGUGCCUGUGGCAAAUCUGAAGUUGUCAUGCCAGCCCUUGCUGAGUCUGGACAACUUCAAGCUGCAGCCUCCAGUGACCUUUCGCCUGGCAGCAGGCUCUGGCCCAGUGCACCUGGCCGGCUGGCACAGGAUCAUGCACAGGGAAGAUGCUUCCUUUGAGGAGGAUGAUGACUUGUCUGAAGAGGAUGAGGAGGACCUUCCUCCUAUUAUGCCAGCCAAGAAGUAGGAGGAGGAAGGAGUAUCUUGUCUCCAGGCAAGGUACUCACUGGGACUUCUCUCCCUGGAUGGUUUUUACCUUGGAUACCUGUUGCCACGACCUCAACAUUUGCUGCUUUUUUUUUUUUUUUUUUUUUUUUUUUUUAAUGCUGUUUAACUAUUUGGGGAGCAGGGGCUGCUCCCAGCACUGAGGUGUCUCCUUUCACACAGCCCUGGGAGGGUGAUCCCAAAACUGGAUGGAUGCUGCUGGUAUGUCCCCUCUCCCCGAUCCCUGUUCUGGGAGCUGGGGAUGGAGGAGGUGAUCCUUACCCUGUGCCUUUUGCUGUCCUGGACCUCUGCUCUGUGCACCCCCUUUCCCUGGCUGUGAAAUACUCAGUCCUGGCCCCUUCUCCAGCAGAUGGAUGUAAAGCCAGUGUGGGACAGGCACUUUCACUGAUUCUAAUGUGUUUGCUUUUGCUUCCUCACAGUUUGGUGGUUUUUUCUAUACUUGAAAGUGUCAAAGUGGGGCCCAUGCUCUGUUCUCAACUGCAGUUGUGGUGGGGUGGGAGCUCACAGCCUCUCUGAUUUGGGGGAGGUUCUGGGUCAAUCUGCGUUGUAAAGAACUGUUCUUACACUCAAUAAAGAUUUCUCUGAAGAAAGGUCCCUG
Motacilla alba alba is the source of this 2401-nucleotide messenger RNA. It is a transcript of the gene NPM3, whose product is annotated as nucleophosmin/nucleoplasmin 3. Gene Ontology annotation, molecular function: histone binding; RNA binding; chromatin binding. Bases 1331 to 1765 code for a protein of 144 amino acids. The record is from RefSeq and is a predicted model, not a curated record. Gene Ontology annotation, cellular component: nucleolus; cytoplasm; nucleoplasm. Gene Ontology annotation, biological process: chromatin remodeling. The transcript is spliced from 6 exons. NCBI's taxonomy places the organism in Eukaryota, Metazoa, Chordata, Aves, Passeriformes, Motacillidae.